Molecule: messenger RNA, 2349 nt
Organism: Aedes aegypti (yellow fever mosquito)
Lineage: Eukaryota; Metazoa; Arthropoda; Insecta; Diptera; Culicidae
Product: putative nuclease HARBI1
Exons: 4
Coding region: 313-1449 (378 amino acids)
Source: RefSeq, a predicted model, not a curated record
UGUUAUGUCGUUUUUCUUUAUUUGCACCGCCUGCACCGUUUUCCCACCGGUGUAGCAAAACUUGCACCCAAACCGUUCUUUUAUUCCGCAGGUAGUACACCGUUUCUGCACUCGAUCGUAAACGGUGCAGUAAAUUCUACACCCUGAUCGAGUUGGGUGUAGCAGGUACUGCACUCUUUUUACCAAUACAUGCAUGAUGCUUAGCUGUCAGUGAUAUUUGUGUUUUGAUCGCUUUGGUAGGUUUUGUUGUUUUCGCUGUCGAGCAAGUGAUAUCGUUUUCAGUUUUCGGUCAUUAUUGAGUGCGUGGAUAAAAUGGAUUUGAUCAGGAAUUUGAUUGAAUCAUCUGAUUCAGAAGGAGACGAGGAAAUGUUCCUUGCAUUUUUUCAAAUAAACGGUACCACAAGAAAUGAAAAAUCGCGCGCUGAAAAUUUUAUGAGUACGAUUGAUCGAUACAAUGAUGAAGAGUUUCGCAACAAUUUCCGAUUAACGAGGAGUACAGCAGAACUUCUUAUUUGUAAAUUUGAAAAUUCUGUAUUUUACAAAGAAGCAGAAGGACGGGGCAGAAGUAGUCUAUGUGCAAAAAAACAAAUGCUUUCUUUUUUAUGGUUCUGUGCAAAUAAAAACUCCUAUAGAGAGAUUUGUAAUUUGUUCGACAUGUCGGAGUCAACAUUUUUUCGACACACGGAAUCUAUCCUAGAUUUCUUCCAUGAUAUAUCUAGGGAAUACAUAAAAAUGCCCAUGACUGAUGCAGAAAAAGCGAACGUCGCGAACGAAUUCGAAAAGCUCGCCGGAUUUAAAAACGUUAUCGGUUGCAUCGAUGGAAGUUAUAUUAAUGUUCGAAAACCAGCAAACAAAAUUCGCUCCACAUAUAUCAAUAGGCAUGAAUUGGUAUCUCUAACACUGCAGGGUAUAUGUGAUGCCGAUAAAAGGUUCCUUGACGUCUUUUUGGGCCCACCUAGCAAAAUUCAUGAUUCGAGAAUUUUUAGCAUGUCCCCGAUAAGCCAAAAAUUGCCAACGAUAUGCCAACAAAGUUAUCAUAUCCUAGGAGACGCAGCUUAUCCUAUUCGUGAGCAUCUAUUAACUCCUUUUAGGGAUUAUGGUAACCUGUCAAAUAGGCAAAAAAAGUAUAACAAACGUCAUUGUCAAACACGAGUUAAAAUAGAAAAUUGUUUUCAAUUAUUGAAACAACGUUUUAGACAACUUAUGCGUCUAGAUUUUUUUACUGUUAAAAAAAUGUGUAAAUUUAUAAUGGCAUGUUGUGUUCUACAUAACAUAUGCAUCGAUCAAAACGACUUAUUUUUAACAACCAACGAAGAAAACAAUGAAGACGUAGAUAAUUCUCAAGACAAUGUAAGAAUAAAUAAUUAUCAAGAAUGUAAUACAAGAGACAAUAUUUUAAAAAGGCUAGGAGAGAUGAAAAGAAACACUAUUGUAAACACUUUUACAUAAAUGACGAAAAUAAAAAGCUAAAUAGUUGAAUAAGAGAAAAUUGAUUGUGUAUUUUAAAAUCUAGGCAUCAAAGCAUAUUUGUCAGUUAAACAUUAACAUUAUUCAUUUAUCUGCUAUACGUUGCAACAGUUGAGUUAUUGUAUCCAACUUUUCCAUGCGCUCCCUAUGCCUCUCCUGUUUCUCCUCUUGGGCUUUAGCGAAAGCCUCCAGCAUUUUUUCCUGCAAUAGGUGACUUCUGCUUCCUCCUUUAUUUUUCGUUGGCUUAGGCGAGGGUGAUUGUGAUGGAGUCACAGAUCCUGACGAUGGCGUACUUUUUGAAUCGUUUGAUUUCGAAGACGUAAUUUUAGUUUUCAUCGAAGUGGUAUCCAUUUGCAAUUCAGGUUCAAUAGAGUCAUCGAUAGCCACGAUUUCUUCGAAUUCCGCAUCGAACGGAGUGCUCGCAAAAGUGCUUCCUGAGGUCCGAUUAUUAGCUUUUGCAAUUUGGCGUCUUCUCGAAACAGUUUUAUAGCGAUUCUCAACUUGUUUUGAACUGAACGACACACCACACUGCUCGAAAAGCUGGUCACGAAUAAACUCCCACAUCUUUUUCUUAUUUUUGAAAUCCUUUAGAGGACCAACAUUAUCUAAAUUCUCCUUGUAAAGAGUUAGCAUCAUCUUCGUUUGCCCGUCUGACCACUCAUGAGCUGUAGCCGAUGGGGUGCUUUCAGGAGUGGUUUCUUGGAAAUCUGUUGAACCGGGUGUGCUUGGAGUUUUUGCAGCUAUUUCAAGCGGGAAACCAUAAAACUCCGCUACCAGACAAUAUCUAACUUUCACUGUUUCGUCCACUAAAAUAAACAUAAAUGUGUAACUUUAAUACGAAAAAUAUUUCAAUAUACGCACCAUAUUUGUUUCUCAAAAAAA